AUGGUAGUGCCUGCUGAUUGUUUCAUAAUGAAGAGAGCUGGUUCUUGGUCAAAUGGAAUGCAAUUGAAGAAGCUCUUCCUGGCAGAAAGCCCCCCUAGGAGUAGUACAACAAGACAUAGACGUGUGACAGAGAAGACCAAGGAGCUUAUCAAAGCUAUUAAAGCAUCAGAGAAUGAUGAAUAUUCACAUGCUCAUAAUCAGACUGCCUCCCUAUCAGGUGGUGCUACUGAUGCCAAUCAUAGCUUAGAUGUUGGGUCACAUCAGUCAUCUGAUGAUUCUAUUUCAGAAGAACUAGGGAGCAGUGUCUUAGGUCUAAAAGUAAAAUCCACAAAACACAUGAUGAGAGUGGAGAGGCAGAGGUCCCAGCAAAGGAGGAAAGCUCAUGAAGGUACUGGUGAAGUUGCUCCAUUGCAUAGCAAGAAGUUGAAGACAAGGCAAAGUGCUAGCUCUGGUUCUAGUACUGCUGGUUCAAGUGAGGACAUCCUUGCUGCUGUGGACUCUGAUCUGCAUUCUUCAGCACUAAUGCCUAGAUCAAGUAGAGGGCCCUCAGUUGAUGCUGAUGUGAGGUAUUCAGUCUUCUCAAGCUCAAAGGCUGCCUCAUCUUCCAUGUCUCAAGGUCAUCCUUUUGCUCGAUCUUCUGCUGGAGGCUCAUUGCCUCUCAUGAGACAUUCUCCUAAGAGUGCAGGCUUACCAGAGCCACUGAUCAAAUUGAUUGUCCACAUUCAUGAGACUACAAGAGAGAAUCAUAAGCUCCUGAAAUCCCUUCUUGAAGUCAUUGAGAAAAAGCCAUUUGAUUUUGGAUCUCAUACUGAGCCUCCAUUCAGCUGUCCACAGCUCCCUGUAUUGGAUGAGGAGGGGUUGGAGAAACUGGAGCUGUGUCUUUCUGAUCAAGAUGAUAGAGAACAAAUGAAGAGACUGCUGAGUGCACUUGGAGGAAGAAGUCCUCGAGAAAUCACUGGAAGACUCCUUCAAGGCUUGAUGGCAGAUGACCUUGCAGUUCAGUUCAAUUUUGAGGGAAGGGGAAGUAAACAUGCAUUUCGGGAUCUCUGCACAUUUGAAGUCCUCAUUGAUGUUGGAAUGAAACAUGGAGUCACAAAGGCAGAGAUGGAGAGGGCAAUCAAAUCGUGGCUCCGACAUGCACCCGAAAGGGCUUCACGUGCAGGACAGAAACACCUAGAAUGCAAGUUGAAUGGAAGUGGCUCCCAAGACAAGGAGGAGGAAGAAGAGGAAGCAUAUAGAAUGAGCUGUCAUUGGCAUGCAAAGGAGUUCAGCUCUGCAGAGGAUAAGAAGUUGGCAUUGGAUGCAAUAAUUGGUGAUGAGCACAAUCUGGACGAAGUCUCGGCAACAGAGAGAGAGGACCAAGACCCCCUUUGGAAGCACCACAAGGGAUGGAGGAACAAAGUGGAAGUGCAUGGGAACAUUCAUCGAAUGUAUAAUCUCAAGCACACAUGA
Molecule: messenger RNA, 1452 nt
Organism: Darwinula stevensoni
Lineage: Eukaryota; Metazoa; Arthropoda; Ostracoda; Podocopida; Darwinulidae
Source: the annotation of a GenBank genome assembly